Molecule: messenger RNA, 2478 nt
Organism: Auanema sp. JU1783
Lineage: Eukaryota; Metazoa; Nematoda; Chromadorea; Rhabditida; Rhabditidae
Source: the annotation of a GenBank genome assembly
AUGGCCGCAACGGCUGCUUUCCGUCGUUCAUCCGAUUACGGAUCAGCAGAUACGGACUGUGAAACGUUGCCGCCCUCAGACACUGAAGGCGGCGGUCCAGCACCACUAGCUGAAGAAAUUCUCGCAAAAAUGGAACAACUAAAUAGGUCUAAUGAGGAAGAUAGUCGUAGUGUAGCUUCUAAGAAGAGCGGGUCCUCCGGCUCCCCAAAAGCUCGAGAUACUUCUCCAACUGAAGAUGAAGAAGAAGAUUUAUGGACAGUUUGGGGGGAAUUAAUACGAAAUUGGGAAUAUGAAGUGAAGAAGCGUCCCCAAUACAUUAAGUCUUUGGUCAAAAGGGGUAUUCCCCAACAUUUCCGGACAAUAGCUUGGCAGCUGCUGUCUAAUGCUUCUGUAUCUACAAUUCACGAAGUGUAUUCUGAUUAUAUGAGACAAACUUCUGUAUAUGAAAAAGCUAUUCAACGAGAUAUACCUCGAACUUAUCCUGAAUUAGAGUUCUUCAAAGACGGAGGUCGAGGCCAAUCGGCUCUCUUCAAUGUUAUUAAAGCUUAUUCUCUUCAUGACAAAGAGGUUGGAUAUUGUCAAGGAAGUGCGUUUAUAGUCGGCUUACUGUUAAUGCAAAUGCCGGAAGAAGAAGCAUUCGCUGUUCUGGUUCGCCUUAUGGAGAACUAUCGCUUACGUGAAUUAUACAAACCAACUAUGACUGAUUUGGGAUUAUGUAUGUUCCAAUUAGAAUGUUUAGUUCAAGAACAGAUGCCUGAUUUAUAUACUCAUUUCAACAACAUGGGAUUUGAUACUUCAAUGUAUGCUUCAUCCUGGUUUCUAACUUUAUUCACAACAACCUUGCCUCUGGAAAUAGCCAAUAGAAUAAUGGAUUCUUUCCUUGUUGAAGGAAUGGAUUUCGUCUUCUGUAUUGCCAUGUCUAUUUUACAACAAGCCCGUAUAGAUUUACUGAGAUUAGAUAUGGAAGGAAUGCUUAAAUAUUUUCAACGUGAAAUUCGGGAACGUUAUGAGAACGAUGCUGAUUUGCUUUUCACAGUCGCUCAUCAGGUUCAGCUUAACCCGAAAAAAAUGAAAAAAUUGGAAAAGGACUAUCUGGCUAAGAGAACGAAAGAACAAGAGGAAGCUGUUGAGCUGCGGAGAUUACGAACCGAAAACCGACUUCUUCGUCAACGAAUUGAUUAUUUGGAAGCGGAAUCAGCAGCUUUGGCAGACAGGCUUGUCAAAGGGCAAGUUAAUUUGGCACAAGAAGCUGAAAACUGUAUAAACAUCGCACAUGAGUUAUCUAAACUGAGAGAUAUUAACACGGAUGCUCAUAGAAAGUUAGAAGAUGCUUAUGAAACAAUCAGGGAAUUGUCGUGCUCUCGUAGAGGCAAUUUGGUUGACAAAGAAGCUCAAGUAGAUGACACCUCUAUGAUAGAACAUAUCCAUUCACUUCAACAAGAGAUUAUUGAAGGGCACACACGUCAAGCAGAUAAUGAGAACAUUAUUCGAGAUUGUAAAAACCGAGUAUCUGAGCUUGAAUUGGCUAAUAAGCGCUUGAGGGAACAUGAACCUUCAGAGGAUGUUGCCAGUUUGCAAGAAGAACUCAUUUCCGCAAAAAUGAGAGAAGCAGAGAGUUUAUUGGCCUUGAAAGAAAUGCGACAGAGGCUAGCUGACUUAGAACAACAUUGGGCGAAAUAUGUGCACACAAGAGCUUUUGACCCGACUACUGCUGCUAUAGAAAAAGACUCUACUUCUCAAGAGCCUCAAACUCCAUCCAAUCCAAGUCCACCAUUGACUUCUGCAAGAGCAAGAUUAGCCAAGAUCACAGCUUCUUUUAUGGGAUCAGUUAGUGAAGAUGACGGAAUUACAGUGAAAGAAUUGGAAGAUCAGCUCAUGGGUGUGCGGAUUAAGGAGGCUGAUACUUUAGCUGAGUUGAAGGAAAUGCGUCAAAAAGUUAUGGAACUUGAGACACAGAAUCACGUUUGCACGAAUCAGUUGAAGCGCCAGGAUGAAGAAGUAAAAAGGAUUCGAGAAGAUUUAACACUAUCACAGAAAAGCUCCAAAGAGCUGGAAGCAACUAUUCGAUCUGAAAAGCAAAAGUGUAUUGAAAAAGAAUCUGAAAUGAACGAACAGCGGAUGAUGGAGAGAUUGAAGUACUCUGAAGCCAUGCAAACUAUUCAAGAAUUGCGACAAAACAUAACGCAGUUGGAAAUGAAGAAGGCUGAAAAAUGGACUCAGAAUCAAUUGCGAGGAAGCUCAAUAUGUGAUAUUGAUGAUGAUUCCAACUCCCAUGCAUCCAUGUGUUCCAAUGGUGAUGCAUUAUCCUUAGCAUCGGAAGACAUGAACGCUUUGAUAGCUGAUAUGACGGUUAGAGUUCCAGCUCUGCAUGGCUUGGCAGAAGAAGAAUCAAACACUGAAAUAGAGGAUCGACCUUUGGAAAAAAAUGAUGGAAAUGACACGACGGAUUCGGGUCUCCACCUAUCGGAUAGUCAAUAG